AGGCGGGGCUUCGCUUCGUGUUUAGUGGGUGUGUGAAGUGUUGUCUUUUCCUCUCAUUCGUUGCGACGUUUUAUUAGUGUUGCAAGAUGGCGACGGUGCAUCUGAGAAUCGGAGAUCUAGUAUGGGGGAAACUUGGCCGCUAUCCACCAUGGCCAGGAAAGAUUGUGAGCCCGCCCAAGGACCUGAAAAAGCCACGGGGCAAAAAAUGCCACUUUGUGAAAUUCUUUGGAACUGAAGACCAUGCUUGGAUCAAAGUGGAGCAGCUGAAGCCCUACCAUCCUCAUAAAGAGGAAAUGAUCAAGAUAAAUAAAGGCAAACGCUUCCAGCAGGCUGUCGAUGCAGUGGAAGACUUUCUCAAAAAAUCAAAGGGGAAAGAACAGAACGCUGAAGGUAAAGGAGACUCCAAAGGAAAGAAGACUCCUAAGAAACCACUAAAAAUACUGGAUGAGGACGAUGAGGAUCUCAGUGCCUUGAGGGACCCAUCUGAGAAGGACUUAACUGACUCUGACCCUGAGCCGUCCACUAUUGAGAGGCUGGGGGCUGCAUCUGGAUUCAAAUGGGAAAGCAGUCCUGUGAAGGAUGACCCACAUUUUCAUCAUUUCUUGCUUAGCCAGUCUGAGAAGCCUGCCUCAUCCAUGGAACCGAUAAGCAAGCGUCUAAAAAUUAUUGAAGAGGACACAGCAUCAACAUCCAUUCAAGCGGCAGACAGCACGGCCAUCAAUGGCAGCAUCACACCGACCGAUAAAAGGAUAGGGUUCCUCGGUCUGGGCCUGAUGGGUAGCGGCAUCGUAUCGAACCUGUUGAAAAUGGGUCACGUUGUGACCGUCUGGAACCGCACAGCAGAAAAGUGCGACCUGUUCAUCCAAGAAGGAGCCAGGUUGGGUCGGACUCCCGCAGAAGUGGCUUCAAUGUGUGACAUCACAUUCUCUUGUGUCUCUGACCCAAAAGCUGCCCGAGAUUUGGUUUUGGGUCCCAGUGGAGUGCUGCAGGGAAUCAGGCCGGGCAAAUGCUAUGUCGAGAUGAGUACCGUUGACCCAGAGACUAUUACAGAACUCUCACAGCUGGUCACAUCACGGGGUGGCCGUUUCCUGGAGGCUCCAGUGGCCGGAAGCCAGCAGCUCUCCAAUGACGGGAUGUUGGUCAUCUUGGCAGCCGGGGACCGAACUGUUUAUGAGGACUGCAGCAGCUGCUUUCAAGCUAUGGGCAAGACUUCCUUCUUCUUGGGUGAAGCAGGUAACGCAGCAAGAAUGAUGCUCAUCCUUAACAUGGUGCAGGGCAGCUUCAUGGCCACCAUUGCUGAAGGACUCACUCUGGCUCAGGCGACAGGCCAAUCACAGCAGACCUUCUUGGACAUUCUAUGCCAGGGCCAGAUGGCGAGUACCUUUGUGGACCAGAAAUGUCAAAAUAUUCUACAAGGCAACUUUAAGCCAGACUACUAUUUGAAGCACAUUCAGAAAGAUUUAAGGCUUGCCAUCUCCAUGGGGGAUAUGGCCAACCAUCCUACCCCAAUGGCUGCAGCUGCCAAUGAGGUGUACAAGAGGGCCAAGGCACUGGACCAGUCAGACAAUGAUAUUUCUGCAGUCUACCGAGCCUACAUUCAUUAGAUUGAGGUGUGACUUACUGUCUUGGACCACACAGUCUUUAAUUUUUCUCUCCUCUUGAUGUAACCCGUUUUAUCCUUUUAAUUCUCGUUUUAUUUUACAGCGUUAUCCCCCUUUGUUUUGCGCCCGCUCGGUCGGUUAUAUGCCCACAACUGAUGGGAUUGCAAUUUCUCCACGAUAAGGAAACAUUGAACAUUGCACUGACUUAACCGAGGGGAUGAUGUGUGAUUACCGCUCUUGUACUACUUGCAAGUGGAGGCCAUCUUAACAGACCUCUGACAUCAGACUAGUGGCGAAAGUAACGUGCAUAGGUUGUUUGCGAGGGCGCAUGAUUUGCGGUUAGGUUUUGAAUGCAUCACCCCAAAUAUUUUUAGGUGCAAAUGAGGUCAUUUAAGUUUGUCUAAAGUCUUUUCUUUGAAUAUCUCAAAUUCCAAGAGUGAAACAAGAGAACAUGCCACUGCAUUGCCUUAAUAUAAUACUCCCUGAACACUUUCAUUGGAUUUAUUUAUUUUUAUUUGUGUGGUUUGGUUGUGGCAUAUUUACGUAUAUGACAGACAGUUGAAAUUUUUACAUAGAACUUUAUUGUAUUUCCUAACCACAAUUAGGACAACAGCCUUAAAAUGCAGUAAGAAUUAGACGUUCUCUUCAAUAUUGCUAUUCCUGCAUAUUUUGUUUUGUUUUGGUUUUUAAUUUGGAAUUCUCAGUUAUUUUUCUCUUUUAUUUCAUUUUAUAAAUGUAUAUUAUCCUGGCAUGAGGGGAAUCCACUUUUGAGUUGUAUUUUAAAUGAGAUGGCCCCAAAUGUCAAUCAGGAUUAUUUUUUUUUUGAUUGUUUGGAAGGAAAAAAAAAAUAUUGCCAAUGUUCAGCAAGGCAACAUUGGACAUUGAUUGGGUAAAAAUGAAGAAUCACUUUUAUAUGACUGAGAAUUGUUUCACUGACUGAAAGCUGUAGAAUGAAUAAAAUAUUCUUAGCAGCAAAUUUUCAUUUUCGUUGUUCAGUCACUGGCACCCUUACGUAAAGCAGACACCUAGUUUGGUACGUUUUGUUAUAUUGCAGACUUGGUCAGAGAACCAAAUGCUAAGAUGAAUAGAUGGACACAGCGAUGCCAGGAAGUCAGUUUAGAGAAUUGUUUUCUUGGAUAAAAAUGAGCGCCCUGUUUUUUUGUUGUUGUUUUUGGUGUUUUUUUUUUAUUUUUUUAUCAGCAGAAGAAUCAGGUUUAUCUAUGAAUGACAAUACAGAUUUAAGAUGCAUGCUUAAUAGUCCAACAUACCAUUCAGUAAUUUUUCAACUUGGAAGGUUUUACUUUCCAGAUAAACAGUUUGAGGGUAUUUUAAAAGCCAGAUGUAAAUAGCACCAGGAGUUUGAUUACAAAACAUUUUAUAUCUUCAAUUACUGGCCUAAACAAUUUUGACUCUUUAAAGCCAAUUAACAAUGUUUUGUCCUAAUGCAGAAGUGUAAAUUGAAAAUCUGAUUUAUCAAAUCACAUGCCAAUCAUUUGGAAGCAGUUUAAGGAUGGCAACCUUUGGUGAUUUGGGGGAUAUUUAUGAUUUGUACAUGUGAAAUUAUUAAGGCUUUUGUGCUGUUUAAAUAAAUCCUUUCCUCAUUA
Messenger RNA from Syngnathus typhle (broad-nosed pipefish), 3205 nucleotides. It is a transcript of the gene glyr1, whose product is annotated as glyoxylate reductase 1 homolog (Arabidopsis). Gene Ontology annotation, molecular function: oxidoreductase activity, acting on the CH-OH group of donors, NAD or NADP as acceptor; NADP binding; NAD binding. The record is from RefSeq and is a predicted model, not a curated record. The transcript is spliced from 16 exons. Bases 87 to 1604 code for a protein of 505 amino acids. NCBI's taxonomy places the organism in Eukaryota, Metazoa, Chordata, Actinopteri, Syngnathiformes, Syngnathidae.